Arabidopsis arenosa is the source of this 945-nucleotide messenger RNA. The record is from the annotation of a GenBank genome assembly. Lineage: Eukaryota; Viridiplantae; Streptophyta; Magnoliopsida; Brassicales; Brassicaceae.
CUCUUUUUAUCUUGACAAAAAAAAAUGAGAGGAAUAACAAAACUUUUGGCCUCCCGCUCUCUCAAAAGUUCGAUGGCCAAGAAGAAGAAGCGUUCACAACCGGAGAACAAGCUUUCCGAACCGGAGAACAAGCGUCUCAAACCGGAGGAAGAUCCAUCGACGGUGAAGAGGUGUCUGCAACUGUUGGGAGAUCCACCGACGAAGAAGAGGAGUCCACAACCGUUGGAAAAUCCACCGACGACAGAAUCUUCCGGCGACGACGAGGAAAUGGCGACAGAGGAAGAAGGUAAGGAGUCACGUUCUUCAUCUGAGGAAGAAGAGCAAAAAGAUCCUGGUACCAAAAAGAAUUAUUUCCAAAGGAAGUGGAGUGAAGAUGAUGAAAUCGUCUUGCUGCAAGGCAUGGUUGAUUUCAAAAAUGAUAAAGGGAAGAGUCCUUAUGAUGAUAUGACUGCUUUUAUUGAUACGGUGAAGAACAUCAUUAGUUUUCAAGCGAAUCAGAGUCAAUUCACUACCAAGAUCCGUCGCUUAAAAGACAAGUAUCUCCGAAAGAGGAACAAGGGUGCAGAUGAGAAUUCUUUUGCAAAGGCUCACGACCUGAAAUGUUUUCAACUUUCCAAAGUGAUUUGGGAAUCUACUAAGGUGAAGGAGGAGUCUUUGAAACCCAAUGAAGAAAAGGUAGUAGAUUGGUUCCUAAAUUCUGCUCUUGUAGGAUCAAUUGCGAGCUUUGGGGUGGCUGAAGAGGUCGUGAAACAGAGAUGGAGCAUGGUAUCGAUGAAGAUGAAGAAGGAGCUCGAAGAGAAGUUCAAGUUGCUCAAAGAAAAGGAAUAUGAAUAUUUGUGGCUCAAGACAAGGUUUUUCCAUGAGGUCAACUCUUUGAUCGCUGAAGCAAAUUAGACAAGUAUUGAUUUAGAAGAGGUGUAGUAACGCCUCUUUUUCAUUUCCAAC